UUGAAUAUCCUACGGAUCCUGUGAUCAUGGACAAAUCAGAACCGGAAUGUGAAUUUAUUCUGCUCAAGAAGGAAGAAACUGAUAAUAUCUCAGCCAAAAUCUCAGAGGAUUGUCGGCCUAGCCCAAAAUUUAGGAAAAAAUCAAAGUCAGCAUUGGCUUCUCGAAAGGUGAACUCUGGCAUGAUCAGAAAUUCUGCAAGCAGAGCAAGCCCUGCUACACCGGUUGCUCGUACAUGUAAUGUGCCAUGUCCUGCUGCUCUUGAAAUGGCACGAGAUUUCAAAUCGAAGCAUCCCAUGUUCAUACUCGUGGUGUACCCUAGUUAUAUUAAAGGUUCCACUCCGAGUGUAUCAUCCAAAUUUAUGCGGACACAUAUCAAGAGAAGCGUGCAGGUCGUGACACUUAAGUACAACAAGGAUUCAUGGCCAGUGAAGUUAAUCAAGCCUCCGGGGGACCAUGGAAAGUUAUCUCAAGGUUGGUUUGCGUUUGCAAGAGCAACUUCUCUGUGUGAAGGGGACGUUUGUGUGUUCGAACUAACUAAGCUGAGUCCCACUGUGCUUGAAGUGUCAAUCUUCAGGAAUUCUGAUUACACUUAGGAGUGGUUUACUGCCACCAUUACGCUUGGCAUCAUUUUAGAGAAUGAUAUCCGUAGUGUUAUCAGCUAGACAUACAACGUUACCAAGUUUUUCUUUCUUGUUUUUAGUGUCUUUUUUAUGACAGAUGGAUCUGUAAAUUGAAAUGUCCUGAGAACUG
Molecule: messenger RNA, 750 nt
Organism: Eucalyptus grandis
Lineage: Eukaryota; Viridiplantae; Streptophyta; Magnoliopsida; Myrtales; Myrtaceae
Product: B3 domain-containing protein REM19-like
Exons: 3
Coding region: 27-593 (188 amino acids)
Molecular function (GO): DNA binding
Source: RefSeq, a predicted model, not a curated record